GGGCUCGCGAAACCUGCGGAAAACGGCAGUCGCCCCAAAAAAAGAUGCCAAACGCCCCACACGUUGUGAAUGCGGAAGCCAUCUCACCCUGCAGCUUUUCCAGGUCAAGGUCAACAGAAUCCUGCUGUAAUCAACUCGAUCCGAGGAAACACAGUCGAAUUUCAUUUCCAUCCUCAAUAGACAGUGCAUCUAAACUCAGUCCUUCUGAUUUUGGUGUCUUUGAUGCCUGAUUUUGAUAGUCAGGCAGACGCAAUUCGACUGUGACUGGAGAUAUGGAUGCGAGUGAGAUCCCGAUUUAAAGUGGAAAUUAUUACCGUCUGUUGAUGAACCGAUGAAUGGAUUAAACCGUCUGUUGCUGAUUGUCGGAUUUUUUCUCCAGAGCGAAGGCAGUGAAAGAAUGUUCUCCGUCUUGCAACCAAGCUUACCUUUUGCUUUUGCUGGGUGAGGAGGGGAUCUUUUGGGAUUUGCUGUCCUUGCAAUGACCGAGGAAAAAGACAUUGAGGAAAAGAAGUUUGGAUCAGAUUGCUUUAUCUUUCCAGUGAUCUCAUCGUCCACAACUCUGGUCUCUUAAGUUUCACGAACUCUGUUAGAUUCAAAGUCUUAAGGCAGCUUGCUGGCUGCGAAUCGAUAAGAUUAAUGUGUUAGUAUGUCAAAAUUCCGGUCUGUUUUGUUCGCUGUUGCGAAAUUGGAACACUUCAACAACAACUCGAAGAUGACGAUUUCUCGAGCUUCUUUUUCUUCUAUUCCAAUCAUCGAUAUAAGUCCACUAAUCAAGAUGAGAAGUCAUCCCAAACAUUACGAUCAAGAUGACAUGAAAGAGAAGAAAGUAGUCAAGGAGAUAGACGAGGCCUGCAGAAAGGUUGGGUUUUUCUACGUGCAAGGACAUGGAGUUCCUUUUGAGAUGAUAGACCUCGUUCGGAAACUCGGCCACGACUUUUUCAACCUUUCUACCGAGGAAAAACAUACUAUCAAAAUGACUCAAGCUUCAGGCUGGAGGGGAUAUCAAACAUUGGGAGAAAAUGUCACGAAAGGUAUCUCUGACAUGCACGAGGCUAUUGAUUAUUUCCGUGAUUGCGAUGCCGAAUUCCCUAGAUUGUUGCACGAAGAUCAUCCCUUAAGUGGUCGUAACUUAUGGCCUAGUUCACCAGCAGCAUUUCAGCCAGUAUAUAAGCAGUACCUUACAAUUAUGCAAGAUCUUGGAAGAACCAUCUUGGAAGCAAUAGGUCUUGCUUUAGUUGGAUCACGAGAUGCAUUUGAAGGAACCAGAGCAGGCAACCCUUUUUGGCUCUUACGUGUCAUUGGUUACCCUCCUAUGGAGCAGAAGGUUACAGAGGUUGGCUGCGGAGAGCACACAGAUUAUGGCCUGCUCACUCUUGUCAAUCAGGAUGAUGGGAUCCGAGCCCUUCAGGUGAAGAACGAAGAUGGAGACUGGAUAUGGGCUGAUCCAAUCCCCGGAACAUUUGUUGUAAAUAUCGGUGACAUGCUGAAGGUAUGGAGCAACGGAGAAUACAUGCCUACGGUGCAUCGUGUUCUCAACGAUGGUUCCAAGUACAGAGUUUCAGUUCCAUACUUUUACGAGCCCAACUUUGAUGCAGUUGUUGAACCACUGGAUAUAUGCAAGAAAAGAGCAGAAGGAAUCUCAAAAUAUGCUCCAGUUGUAUAUGGAGAUCAUUUGACCAACAAGAUACUGAACAACUUCAAAUGAUGCUUCAGAAGAAUUUUAGCUUGACUUUUUUGACUAAAAUGCAACCGAACGUAGUUUCAGUGACAUGCGACAUCUCAUAUUUGUAGACCAGUAGUUCAAAUAAAUUCCCCUAACCUGUACCAAUUUAGAAAAGAACAGAAUCUUUUCACUAUUGUCUUACUUCAACCGUACAUAUAUGAUUGCAUCAAGCCGUUACCAGAAAUAUUAGACCAUUGAUUGAUCACUUGAAGACGAUUGUUCCAAAUAAUCCUGUCCUUGUACAGUCCUCAUCUCCUUAUAUAUAAGCAGGAUGCCCAGACUUUCACAUUCAGUUGAAUUUCAUCUGUCCUUCUCGCUUUUCCCUGCUCAUUGGAGAUAUGGUUUUGAAGACUUUAUGACGUUGAGAAAAUCUUCGUUAUUCUAACCCGGAUGUACUAUGUUUUUUCACCUGAUGACGUAUUGCACUUUUUUUGCUCACUUUUUGUCGACAAAUCGCUGCAUUUAGUACUUGGCCAGUCAAAUCAGCAAAGGAAGAUAUUAGAUCGUCAAAACAUGUAAGGGAGUACCUAAAAUUAGCGAGGAGUCUGACACACCGGCCGUAUAGACGUUAGAUUCUACUAUAUAUAAGGUCUAAUUUGUCAACGUCAAUUUGCAUUUGUUUUGAGGUCUCUCUUAGGACCUGGAUAUGAAGUUUUGACUUUCAAUCUUGAACUCGAAACCAAGUUUCCAGAUUUGAACUUCUGAAAGGCACGUUGAAGAAUCCUGAUGUAUGUUAGCAUAUGGUUGACAAAGUAUCUGACGAGUGAUUCCGCAUCCACUUGCUCCUCUUUCCUCACUCUCGACUCCAACUUUGAACAUUUUGCAUCUGCUCACGUAGACGUGCUUUACAGAUGUCAUGACUCGUGAGCACAUUUGGUUGCUUCGAGUGUGUCCAUAGUAUGUUCAUGCUUGUGAGAGCAAACACGCGGUUUGUGAAGUGCGUUCAUUUACACUAGAAAUCAAUAUAAUAUUAUACUAGAAAAGCACGGUAGAAGCUUAGAAGAAUAUGUUCCAAAGGUUGUAAGAAGGAUAUUCAGUUAUGGAAAAUUCUGU
Messenger RNA from Marchantia polymorpha subsp. ruderalis, 2776 nucleotides. The record is from the annotation of a GenBank genome assembly. Lineage: Eukaryota; Viridiplantae; Streptophyta; Marchantiopsida; Marchantiales; Marchantiaceae.